Messenger RNA from Symbiodinium sp. CCMP2592, 2403 nucleotides. Lineage: Eukaryota; Dinophyceae; Suessiales; Symbiodiniaceae. The record is from the annotation of a GenBank genome assembly.
AUGGGAUGCGCGGCAGCGAAGUCGCGAGUAGCCGCUCCAUUCAGCAAAGAUGACAAGUCUCAGCGAGGCGGCGUCAAGCUAUUGGAGUUCAAGGUCAAGGGCAGCAAGCCAGGAAGGCAGUUUUCUGCAGAGAUCUCCGUGCGUGGUGGCGGCAUGUCUGUGGGCACUCGAUUUGCGAAAGAAGUGCGCCUGCCCACUGACUGGAAGCAUUAUUCAGUGUAUGCUGCACAGGUGGUCUUUGAGUAUCACAACGACCAGGGCACUGACUUCAACAUCCACCUUGACCCUGCAAUGGGCGUGCGUCUCCUAGGUGAGGAUGUCCUUCCAAAUGCAGCCAUGCCUGGUUGUUGUUGGGUUUCUCAACACAGAUUGAAGAUGCUUCGGGAGCAGGGGGUCAUGUGCUCGAACGGAAAAUACACGAUGCGUACUCCAUUGCGGCUGGAGAAUGGCAGCCAGCGGCGGCUACUGGAAUUUAGGGUCAAAGGUUCCUUGCCUGGCAGACAAUUCUCUGCGUACUUGAUGCUGCAGGAUGAGAUGGGCCGGAAAGUUGGCGAUCUCACACUGUUGCGCCAAGUUGCCUUACCCCUGGAUAUGGAAACUUACUCCUUCGAUGUGGAGCAGGUUGCCUUUACGUACCAUAACGAUCAGGGUCGAGACUGUAACGUACACCUCGAUCCUACAAUGGGAGUGCGUCUCUUAGGUGAGAAUGUCCUUCCAAGUGCAGUCCUUCUUGGGAAUGGUUGGGCUCCAGACAACCCCAGAUGGAAGUGGCUUCGGGAGGGCGGCAGCAUGCUCUGGCAGGGAAAGUAUGAGAUGAGAAUUGUUUCGGAUGCUCUGCAGCGAGGCGGCAUCAAGCUACUGGAGUUCAGGGUCAAGGGCAGCAAGCCAGGAAGGCAGUUUUCUGCAGAGAUCUCCGUGCUUGGCGGCGGCGUGUCUUUGGCCACUCGAUUUGCGAAAGAAGUGCAUUUGCCGACGGACUGGAAGCAUUAUUCAGUGUAUGCUGCACAAGUGGUCUUUGAGUAUCACAACGACCAGGGUACUGACUUCAACAUCCACAUUGACCCCGCAAUGGGCGUGCGUCUCCUAGGUGAGGAUGUCCUUCCAAGUGCAGUUCUUCUUGGGCGUGGCUGGGCUCCAGAUGACGACAAUUGGAAGCUGCUUCGGGAGCAGGGGAACCUUAACUGGCAGGGGAAGUACGCAAUGAAUACCCCAGUUCCACGGGAGAACGGCAGCCAGCGGCGGCUGCUGGAAUUCAGGGUCAAAGGUUCCUUGCCUGGCAGACGAUUCUCCGCCUACUUGAUGCUGCAGGAUGAGAUGGGCCGGAAAGUUGGCGAUCUCACGCUGUUGCACCACGUUGCCUUACCCCUGGAUAUGGAGACUUACUCCUUCGAUGUGGAGCAGGUUGCCUUUACGUACCAUAACGAUCAGGGUCGAGACUGUAACGUACACCUCGAUCCUGCAAUGGGAGUGCGUCUCUCAGGUGAGAAUGUCCUUCCAAGCGCAGUCCUUCUUGGGAAUGGUUGGGCUCCAGACAACCCCAGAUGGAAGUGGCUUCGAGAGGGCGGCAGCAUGCUCUGGCAGGGAAAAUACGAGAUGCGCCCAGCCUCCUCCGAUGAUGUCCUGAACCUGCCGGUAGAAAUGCCUGCGUACUGGCACAUGAACGAGGAGAGCAUGGAGUCUAAACGAGUGCCCGAGACUCCCGAAGUCUGCCAAGCGAUCCAGUCUUUGUUGGACACUACCUGGAAGGCGAUUGCCACGAGGGACCGAGAGAAGGACGAGGAGCUGGGAGAAGGUGGUGUGCAGCGAUUCCAAGUGGUUCAGGUGCUGCGGAAUGAAAACCCAAGUCUUUGGGUUCCUUAUUGGCGACAGCGCGAGCGAAUUCGCCGCCAGUGUGGAGACAGAUCCUUGCCGCCUGAAACGGUGAAAACAAGCUUGUGUGAGGAGUUCUGCCAGACGAGUGGGCACGGGUCGCUGUGCAACGCCGCUCGUGAGUUCUACCUGUUCCAUGGCACCAAGCCGUCUGCAGCCAAUGCCAUCUGCAGCUCGGACUUCAGAGUGGAUUUGGCAGGUUCGCACAAGGGCACUCUUUAUGGCAAGGGCAUCUACUUUGCCGAAGCCUCAAGCAAGUCUGAUGAGUAUGCCUCGGAUGACCAGGAUGGCCUUUAUUGCAUGCUGUUGUGCAAGGUCAGCUGUGGUGAUUGGAUCUACACCGAUGAAGUCAAGCCAGAUGUCGAAGCUCUUCUGCAGUCGAUUCAAAACGGCCCACACCAUUCCAUCCUUGGAGAUCGUGAGAAGUCUCGCGGAACGUACAGGGAGUUCGUAGUUUUCAACAACGAUCAAGUCUACCCUGAGUACAUCGUAGUGUACAAACGGCAUGCGGUCCCAGAAAUCUCCUCAUUUUAA